Molecule: messenger RNA, 1583 nt
Organism: Periconia digitata
Lineage: Eukaryota; Fungi; Ascomycota; Dothideomycetes; Pleosporales; Periconiaceae
Source: the annotation of a GenBank genome assembly
ACAGCCAGACCUUAAAAUUCGAUAGUCAUCUCAACACAAUGGCGCCCUCAAGCUUAAUAUCGGCUUCGCUGCUCUGCUUCGUAACCUUUGCUCUUGCCGCACCUAUCAACCCCAAGGACAUCCUUGUCCGACUCAAGAGCGAGGAAACUUGUUGCACUGCCUUGGAAUAUUUCCUCCCGGAGAAAGUCGUGUUCCAAACGGAGUCCAAUUAUUUCAAGUCACAAACAUCGUUCUAUUCCGCGCAAGAACAGAGCAUCAAGCCAAGCUGUAUUGUGAUUCCGACAAGUAAACAGGAUGUAUCGACUGCAGUCACGAUACUCAAUGUGGGCUUUCAAGCCUCGAUACCCGGCUGCAGCUUUGCCGUGAGGGGAGGAGGACACACUCCGUUUGCGGGAGCAGCGAACAUCGAAGGUGGUGUAACACUUGAUAUGCAGAGCAUGAAUUCAGUCACCAUCGCCAGCAACAAGCAAUCCGCAGUCAUUGGAGCCGGAAACCGCUUUGGUAACGCUUAUGGCCCAUUCGACGACCAAGAUCUUGCAAUGAUAGGAGGUCGUUUGACCACCGUAGGAGCCGGUGGCCUACUCACGGGAGGUGGCGUAUCCUUCUUCUCCGGUCUCUACGGCUUGGCCUGCAACAACAUCCUCUCGCACGAAGUCGUCCUCUCCAAUGGCACAAUUCUAACCGCAUCCCCAACAUCCCACCCAGACCUCCACCGCGCCCUCAAAGGCGGCAGCAAUAACCUCGCAGUUGUAACCUCCUUCACCGUCUCGCUCCACGACCAACCUGCGUUCUGGGGCGGCUCCAUCUCGCAGCCCGUCACCAACAAAGACGCAGCAAUCUCAUUCAUGGCCUCCUUCUCCCGCAGCGAAACAUACGACCGCAAUGCCGCCCUCAUCUUCACAUUCGUCUGGGUUUCAGGCCUCCCACUAUCCAUCAUCCAUUACGCCACAUACGCCAACGGCAGCGCGACAUGGCCUCCUCCAGCCUUUGCGCCUCUAGACGCACAGCCAAAACUCUCGUCGUCAAUCCGCAAAGAGAAAAUCUCUAGCUUCGCAACCGAACUGGCAAACGAAGCGAACCUGUUCAAGGGGCUGCCAAACAUGUUCCUCACCGUCUCCUUCGUCAACGACGGAGGCGCUAAAGCCGAGGAAUACAUGUCAAAGGUCGUCCAGCUCUCAGACCAAGUCACAAAGGACCUUCUUCUCGUCGUCGGCUUCGCUCUGACACUGACUUUCCAACCCCUCCCGCACGUGCUGUACUCGCAAGACGCGUCGUCCAAUGUCCUUGGCCUCGACCGCUUCGAAGACGACCUGAUAAACGUCUUGUACGUUACGUCUUGGACGCUAGCACUUGAUAAUGAGAUAGUGUAUGCAAGGCUCAAAGUCCUGGAGCAGGAUUUGGUGGCGCUGUCGCGGGAGAUGGGGAUUAGCAAUGAUUGGUUGUAUUUGAAUUAUGCGGCCGGGUGGCAGGAUCCAAUUGAGAGUUAUGGGGAGGCGAGUGUCGGGUUUUUGAGGGAUGUAGGGAGGCGGUAUGAUGGGGCUGGGAUUUUUCAGAGGGGGGUUCCGGGUGGAUUCAAGCUGUAG